GUGAAGCUGCUGGAUCGCUACGGCAGCAGGAGGGCAGCGAGCGGGACCCUGUACCUGACAGCCACACACCUCAUCUACGUGGAUACCUCUGCUGAAGUCAGGAAGGAAACAUGGAUCCUGCACCACCACAUCUGCAGCGUGGAGAAGCUGCCCCUGACCACAGCUGGGUACCCCCUGCUCAUCCACUGCAAGAACUUCCACGUGGCUCACUUUGUCAUUGGGCAGGAGAGGGACUGCCACGACGUGUUCACCUCCCUGCUCAAGCUCUCCCAGCCAGUGAAACCUGAAGAACUUUAUGCUUUCUCUUACAACCCCAAAAUGUCCAGAGAGAGCCGGGAGAUGGGCUGGAAGCUGAUAGAUCUGAAACUGGAUUAUCAGCGCAUGGGGAUCCCCAACGACUGCUGGGAGAUCACAGACAUUAACAAGGACUAUGAGGUUUGCAGCACAUACCCUCCUGAGAUCGUGGUGCCUCGAGCUGCCAGCAGGGCCGUGGUGAUGGGGAGUUCAAGGUUCAGGAGCCGAGGGCGGAUUCCGGUGCUUUCCUACUUGUACAAGGAAAACAAUGUGAGUGCUUCACGUCUGUCUGUGUGUCUGGCCGGGUUCAGCGCGCGCUGCCUGGAGGACGAGCAGAUGCUCCAGGCCAUCCGAGAGGCCAACCCCGGCUGCCCCUUCAUGUAUGUUGUAGACACGAGGCCAAAGUUGAAUGCCAUGGCCAACAGAGCUGCUGGGAAGGGCUAUGAGAAUGAAGAUAAUUAUGAAAACAUUCGUUUUAAAUUCAUUGGCAUCGAGAACAUCCAUGUGAUGAGGAGCAGCCUGCAGAAACUGCUGGAAGCUGUUUCAUUUUGCUUUUUUAAGCAAAUUAAUGCUCUUUUCUUAAUCCCUGCUUUGAACCUGCAGGUGCUGAUAGAAAAGGAGUGGAUUGCAAUGGGCCACAAGUUCUCCCACAGGUGUGGCCACCUGGAUGGGGACCCCAAGGAGGUGUCCCCUGUGUUCACACAGUUUGUGGAGUGUGUGUGGCAGCUGAUGCAGCAGUUCCCCUGCUCCUUCGAGUUCAGCGAGCGCUUCCUGCUGGAGAUCCACGACCACGUCUACUCCUGCCAGUUUGGCAACUUCCUGGGCACCUGCCACAGGGACAGGGAGGAGCUCAGGAUCUUUGAGAAGACCCAUUCCCUGUGGCCUUUCCUCUUGCAGAGGAAGCAGGAGUUGAGAAAUCCUUUGUACAGAGGAUUUACAGCUUACAAAGAGCUUCAACCAAACACUCUACCUUUCAGUUUCCAAAACUCCCAAUCCUGGACAGCCCCUUGCCCAGCAAAGGCUGCACCUCACCCAAGGCAGGAGCUGCUGCUGCCAAAGCCCCAACUCCUCCCCAGGACUGUGCAGAGGGAGCAGCCCCUGUGCUGAGCAACGGCCCCUCCGUGGGGCAGCAGAAGCUCAAGGAGAGCCCGGCCCAGCCCCAGGAGCCCGGAGCCUGCAGGGAGGAUGGGCAGGCUCAGCACCAGGGAUGAGCUGUGGGAGCUGCUGGGAGAAGCUCUGGGGAGCUGCUGCAGCCCCCGUGUGCAGCUGAGUGUGAGUAGGGCUGGGGAGCAGCUGCUGGGGGCACCUCCUGCAGCUCAGGUGCUGCAGAGCUGCCAGGAGCCUGCCUGGCAUCCCUGGGAACUUGGCUGUGCUGAGGGGUAGGGCUGCCUGCCAGCUCUGCUGUUUGAGGCUGGAAGAAAUCUUGCCAACUCCAUGAGGAGCUGGGCAGUAACUGCAGGAGGAAGGAUGCAAAUCCCUCUGUUCUCAGUGGUGGUCCAAGGUCAUCUUAAAACAAGAAAAAAUUUCAAUCUGUCUUCAAAUGAUAAAACCUCCCCCAACCUUUCUUAGCUGUGAAUGAAUCUCUGCAUGGACCCUUGCCUUGUAGCAGAGCUGAUUCAUGUUUUGUUUCCUAUGCAUAUUUGUUACACAAAACCAAACCCCCUGUGCCUUCUGAGACUGUGUCUGUGUCCAGCCAGGCCGCUGCAGUUGGGGCUGGAGUUUGCAGUGUGCUCUUGGUCCUGUCUGUAGUCAGUGUUUGUGAGAGGUUUUCUUCUGCUGCAGUUUCUCCAGGGUUUUUGCUGUUCCUCUGAGUUCAGCAGCUUUUAUGGAGCUCCUUUAUUGAUGGGAGUGCAGAGCCAGCCCACAACACAUGGAUUUGUGAUCAGAGGAUUGGAAAUGAGGAAAGACAGCAGAACAUGUAUGUGGAAUUUUUCUCUCUUAUUUUAUGAUCUUGGUUAAACUGAAGCAAGAGAGUAACUCUGUUCCAAGGUGGAAUCAUUGAUGAGACAGCAGUUACAGAUGGGGCUGUGUUGUGGUAUUGAAAUGGGGCCUGAAAUGAUAAAAUCACUUGUGAGUGAUUCUAGGGAAUGCUCAGAGUGCAGGAUCUGUAGGGAUGUUUUGUCUGUCUCAUGAACAGUAUCUCUCAUGGCAGUGAACUUGGGAAGAAACAGAAGAAGCAAGGACUUCUCUGCCAGGGAUUGGGGGUCACAAAUGAGUGCUUGAAGGUCACCCAAAGAAUCCUUGGGAGAGGCAGGAGCAAAAGCAGGUUUGAUGUAAAAAAGUGUGACCAAAUUCAUUUGCAAGGUUCACUCUGUUACUUAUUAAAUGGUUAAAGCACACAGAGGAAAACUAAAAUGGAAAAUCAGGCAAUCUAAAACUACAAUCAACCAGCAUGGAGGCUGGGGAUGGAAAAGGGUCAGGAUGAAAUGGAAUGAGAUGAAAUGAGGGAGAUUCUCCAGUUGAGUCCCAGGGUUCAGAGUGGAGCAUCCUCCCAGACUGAGCCCUGCAAUUAUCAGCAGUUCAGGCCUGAAGCUUUCCUGCAAUCAGAGAAUCACUAGCAGCACUAACUCAACAGCAGAGUAAGAAUUGAACAAGGGGUUUGUGUGGAAUUCCCUGUAAGCACAACAGGAGCUCCCUUAGAGGCUGAACUCACAAACCCAAAGCACUCCACAGUCCAGGAGAGCAGCAUUGCCAGUGUUUGGCUCUGGCACAGCCCCAGGGAGCAGCUCCAGGUGUGUCCCUGGGGAAAAUUCCCCUCCAGUUCCCUGUAUAGAGAGCUGCUUUGAUCAGAGUCACUGCCCAGCCUGGCUGCAGUUUGGGUCAAUAUCUUCCUUUGAAAGGUCAAUAACAAAAAUGUUCCACUUGCCUUGUUAUUCAGGCAAGAAAAAUCAGAUUGCAGGGCUGGUGGCUAAACCCAGGGGUUUGUACUCCAGCCCUGGGAGCAGCCAGUGAGCUCCUGAUAAGCUCAGGGUGCUGCUGCUUAUCAAGGUCAAGGCCUGAGGACGUUUCUGAGGUGGUGGUGAGGCCUUGGGAGCCUGGAGGGUUCCCCUGCCCAGGAAAGCUGUGCCACUGUCCUUGUUCUGUGCUGGAUUGCACAGAUCCCCCUGGGCAGCUCUGUUCAGGAUGCUGCUCUGCCCUCUUCUCAAGCUCUUGUUUCAGUUAGGUGCUGCCAUUAAGUUUUCCAAUCAGAUUUGCUCUUUUAUAAAAAGUUUGGAAGCCAAGUGAAAAUAUUUGAGCCUUCCCAAUCUCCAGUGAAAGCAGAAACAUUCCAUUGUAACAGCAGAAAGUGCAAUAACUCUGCUCGUGUGCUUUUAACCCUUGGUGAAAUCUCUGGGUGGAUCCAGUGUCCAAAACCCAACUCAAACCUCCCUCAGUGGCUGUUGUGGGUAAGAAAAUACCCAUUUUAUAAAGCACAUGAAAGAUCCAAGCAAAAAGACAGCACAGAGUUUCUCCACUGCCUGGAAUGGCAAAGAGGAAGAUUUUUAGUAUUGAGGGUUUGUCACACUUAAAUAAAGUUGUUAAAGAAGGAGUGGGAGCUGCAAGAGUGAUUGGUUAAAAAUGGAACACUGGAAAUACUGCCCCAGGUGGGAGUGAUGGAUCAGCCCUGCCUUUCCUUUCCAGGGGCAAUGGGCAACACCCAUCCCCAAAUCUGAGAGAAAAUGGGGCAGGAAGCCAAGACUGGCUCUUCUUAGGACCAGUCAUUCUAUGGAUCAUCAGUUCUUUGAAUAUCUUUAAUAAAUUCUCUAAUUUUCAUUAGA
Zonotrichia albicollis (white-throated sparrow) is the source of this 4052-nucleotide messenger RNA. The record is from RefSeq and is a predicted model, not a curated record. NCBI's taxonomy places the organism in Eukaryota, Metazoa, Chordata, Aves, Passeriformes, Passerellidae.